AUGACCCCAACAGCCAAAUCAGGUGCAGCAUGUCACGAAAUUUUAUUCCUGAAUUUUAUAAGUAUUUGUGAACGGACAAUCACAAAGUUCAUCAAAGUCGAUCCCAAAAUAAAGCUAGAACAGAAUCGUUUGUGGAGCAGCAACCCAUCCGAGCUUGAGGUUUUGAGACAGCACAACACUGAACUUGAGGCCAAGGUUGCCGAGCUUGAGGUAUUUAGACAGCGCAACACUGAGCUUGAGGUCGAGAAAGCCAAGCUUGAAGAAGUAUGGAGGAGUCGCGUUACUCUGCAAGAGAAAAAAUUGCCGAGCUUAAAAACGAGAAUGCGAGGCUCAGGCAGAAACUAG
Rhizophagus irregularis DAOM 181602=DAOM 197198 is the source of this 345-nucleotide messenger RNA. The record is from RefSeq and is a predicted model, not a curated record. NCBI's taxonomy places the organism in Eukaryota, Fungi, Glomeromycota, Glomeromycetes, Glomerales, Glomeraceae.